Poecilia reticulata (guppy) is the source of this 6291-nucleotide messenger RNA. The record is from RefSeq and is a predicted model, not a curated record. Lineage: Eukaryota; Metazoa; Chordata; Actinopteri; Cyprinodontiformes; Poeciliidae.
GUGAACAAGACCCACUGGUGUAUGCGUGUGCCCGUGUGAGUGCGUGUGCGUGCAUGCGUGUGUGUGCGGAGAGAGAGAGAGAGAGAGACAUAGGCUGAGCCCCCAACACGGAGCAUGCCUCUGCGUCCGGCAGCCGGCAAACAUGAGCCACCCAGCUCUCCACGGCAGGACCAGCAGCAGCAGCGCACACACACACACUCACGCACGCACACGCACCCUUACACACACGCAGCGAACGGCAGCCAGGGGGCCAGCACUGACAGCAGCAGCUCCCGGGAAGAGGAGAGCAGCGUCCCCGUUCCUCGCGCUGUUCCGGCUUUCGGUCCCGGUGGAGAGCACAGCAACAGUGCAGGAGCACCCAUGGAGGAGCCAACAGGCAACACUGUGGUCAUCCGCAUUGGAAUCCCAGACCUACAACAGACGAAAUGUUUGAAAUUCAACGUGGAUGCACCAAUCUGGCUGUCCAAGCAACGAAUCCUCUGUACCCUCAACCAGAGCCUGAAGGAUGUGCUCAACUAUGGCCUAUUCCAGCCGGCUUACAAUGGCAAGGCUGGCAAGUUUCUGGAUGAGGAGAGACAGCUGAGGGAAUACCCUUUCCCAUCCAUUGCUCCUGUACCAUACCUAGAGUUCCGCUAUAAAAGACGUGUCUACACACAGACCUACAUAGAUGAAAAGCAGUUGUCCAAGCUUCACACUAAGGCAAACUUGAAGAAGUUUAUGGAGUAUGUGCAGCAGAGAAACAUUGAAAAGGUCUCACGGUUUUUGGAAAAAGGCCUGGAUCCUAACUUCCAUGAUCCAGACACAGGAGAAUGCCCACUAACGCUGGCAGCACAGUUGGAGGGAUGUGCCGAGCUCAUCAAAGUGCUUAAAAAUGGAGGGGCACAUCUGGACUUCCGAACAAAGGAUGGCAUUACUGCCUUGCACAAGGCUGUGCGCAGCAAGAACCACACAGCACUUAUAACACUGUUGGACUUGGGUGCUUCUCCUGACUAUAAAGACAGCAGGGGUCUUACUCCUCUCUACCACAGUGCAAUGGUCGGAGGAGACCCAUACUGCUGUGAACUGCUGCUGCAUGACCACGCACAGGUCGGCUGUGAGGAUGAGAACGGCUGGCAGGAAAUACACCAGGCGUGCCGCUAUGGCCACGUGCAGCACUUGGAACAUCUGCUGUUCUACGGAGCUGACAUGAGUGCCCAGAAUGCAUCUGGAAACACUGCCCUACAUGUGUGUGCUCUCUACAAUCAGGAUAGCUGUGCACGUGUCUUGCUUUUCCGAGGAGCCAAUAAAGAGAUAAAGAACUACAAUAGCCAGACUGCUUUUCAGGUGGCUAUUAUAGCAGGAAACUUUGAUCUUGCAGAAAUCAUUAAGGUCCACAAAGCAUCAGAUGUCGUGCCUUUCAGGGAGACCCCCUCCUACACCAACCGUCGACGUGCUAUGGCUGGCACUCUUCCCUCACCACGUUCCUUGCUGCGCUCGGCAAGUGACAACAACCUUAACGGUGACCAUGAUCAUAUCCACCCUCCGCGCCCUCGAGAAUCCCGYGGCCGCCCUGGUCACUCCCCUGUUCCCUCACUGCGCAGUCUCCCAGCUUUUGGGCAACAGCACAGCAGCCUUGGAGAAGGUCGUCAUGGGGAGAUCCCUGACAGCAGUCUUCAGAGUACCGGCAGCUCCAGAUCCUCCCAUUCCCGCUCACCAUCAUUACAUCACAUGCAUGAAGAGGACAGGCCGGUCCCAAGACGUUCCCACAGCCAUGGCUACCCUCAUGGACAUGGUCCUCGUGGGAGACUCAGCCCUGGCUCAGUGCAGCGAGACCCAAGCCCACCUCAUCACACACCCCCUGCACUGACAGGCCCUCGUGGGCCCAAACGGAAACUCUACAGUGCUGUCCCAGGACGUACCUUCAUUGUGGUCAAGCCCUACACCCCACAAGGGGAAGGAGAGAUCCAGCUCAAUCGUGGAGAACGGGUAAAAGACUUUGACUGUAAUGACGUAGAAGUUUUACUAGAGGACCAUGUCUACGAUGAGAUCAGACUGGUAAAAAGUGACUGCCUGGACUCCGACGCUCACGCCUCAUGCAUUGAAGACGUUGAUGAUUACACUGACUUUACCAAUAACCAUGAAGUACUAAGUAUAGGUGAAGGAGGUUUCUGGGAAGGCACUGUCAAAGGAAGAACUGGCUGGUUCCCGGCAGACUGUGUGGAAGAAGUUCAAAUGAGACAGUAUGACCCAAGGCUUGAGACCCGGGAGGACCGCAAUAAGAGACUGUUCAGACACUACACUGUGGGAUCUUAUGACAACUUCACCUCAUACAGUGAUUACAUCGUGGAAGAGAAGAAUGCUGUUUUACAGAAGAAAGAAAAUGAGGGGUUUGGUUUUGUCCUGCGUGGAGCCAAAGCCGAAACUCCUAUUGAAGAGUUCACUCCCACCCCAGCAUUCCCUGCCCUGCAGUACUUGGAGUCAGUGGACGUGGAGGGGGUGGCCUGGAGGGCUGGUCUCAGGACGGGGGACUUUCUCAUUGAGGUGAACGGGGUGAAUGUUGUGAAGGUGGGCCACAAGCAGGUGGUGUCUUUAAUCCGCCAAGGGGGGAGCCGACUCCUAAUGAAAGUUGUUUCUGUCACACGCAAGCCAGAGUCGGAAGAAAUUGUUCGAAAGAAAGCUCCCCCUCCACCCAAGAGAGCUCCAAGCACCACCCUGACGCUGCGCUCCAAGUCCAUGACRGCUGAGCUGGAGGAACUGGCAUCUGCUCGGAGAAGACGAGGAGAAAGACUAGAUGAGAUGUUGGCAUCGCAGGAAUCUAUGUUGCAUUCUCAGCCCCCGGAGGCAGAUUACAGAGCAGCCACUGUCAAACAACGGCCUACCAGCAGGAGAAUAACACCAGCAGAGAUCAGUUCGCUGUUUGAGAGACAAGGGAUGACGCUACAUGGAGGUCUGCACCCGGGUAUCGAGAGAGGUCACAUACCAUUCCCUAAAGGCAUGUCCAGGACCAAGUCUUUUGGUGCCACAGAAGAGGAUAGACUGUCUGCACUUGCAGGCGAGCACAGAUUUCCACGUAGUUCCUCUAUGACAGAUAGCCUCCGAGACCACUCACAACCCCAUCCUAUCCCUCCACCUCCUCAGACGGCACCUCCUCCACCUCCUUACUACUUAGACACGGGUCCUCCUCCAGCUUUUUGCCCUCCUCCUCCCCCGUCUCGGACCCAAAGUCAAGGCCAUGAGCCUGGAGGCCGAUCCAGCUUCAAGCCAUCCUCCUUGGACCUGCCUUACGAAGCCGCUCAGCGGCAAGCCACACACAUCGAGAGACAGAAGAAAGCUCGCUCAAUGAUCAUCCUACAGGACUCCUCCCAUCUACCUGUAGAGCCUACUGAAAUUCCCCGUCCCUCUGCUGCUACUCCACCAGAGCGAAUCAAAAGAAAGGGGAGGGUAAUUGACAACCCUUACGCAAAUGUGGGUCAGUUCAGCAUUGGACUAUUCACACCCACAAAGCCCCAAAGAAAAAAAAGUCCUUUGGUGAAACAGCUACAGGUAGAAGAUGCACAAGAAAAGGCUAGUCUAGCCUUAGCUGCUGCCCACUCACGAGAGAGCUCACCCUCAGGACGACACCCACAUGGGCACACGCACACCAGCCGUGUCGACUACUACCAGCAGCAGCUCAUGGCUGAACGAGAGCGAUUGCGAGCCCAAGGAGAGAUGRUGUUUCAGGGUAAAGGCCCAUUUGCUGCUGCUAUUGCUGGAGCAGUAAAAGAUCGUGAACGUCGCCUUGAAGAGCGGAGGAAAUCCACUGUCUUCCUUUCUGUUGGGACCAUGGAAGGGUCGCCUACAACAAGCCCUGACUCCCCCUCUUUGACUCAGUCUCACUCCAUCGAUGAACGGCUGUUAACUCGAGAGCUUGGACAGCUUCCUCCCCCUGCCUUGGCUCUGAGCCCCUCACCUAGUGGGACCACCUUUAUCCAUCCACUCACAGGAAAGCCUCUGGACCCAAAUUCACCACUAGCUCUUGCGCUGGCCGCAAGGGAGAGAGCACUGACCUCUCAGAGUCAGUCCCCAACUGGCAGCCCAGAGCCUCGGACUAAACAAGAGCGAGUAGGCCAGGUUGUAAUGUUCUCUGACACUCAGACCAAAGAGUCUCCACACGGGGAUGGAGUAACUGCAUCRCCCCCUUUUUCACCUAAAAGCGCCAAGGCAGCGGGGUAUGGCACAUCAUCCUCCCCGGCCAAUAUUUUGGCUCCUCAACCCAUCAAAUCACAGUGGACUACAUCAUCAUCACCUAUAUCAUUCCGUCAAGAGAUGGAAGCUAGAAUUGAGGAGAGGAAGGAGGAAAAGAGACUAGAGGAUAAAAAAAGCAUGUUGAUCAGCAUUAUGGAUACAUCACAGCAGAAAACAGCUGGGCUGAUCAUGGUUCAUGCGACCAGCAAUGGUCAGGCUGUUGGGGUGGGGUCAGGGAUAGAACAGAAACCUGUGCCUGCAACCAUAGAGCCCAGCAAAUCACAGAGUCCACGGGCUAAAUCCCCCAUUCCCACAGCUGCCCAGCCCCAAACUCAACUCCAGGUUCAGCCUCAAACUCAGCGUCCUGCCAGUCCCACCCAAGAGAAGAGCCUGGCUCAGGGAAGCUCAGAAGAGGAUGUGGAUGCCUACACGGUCACCUUACCACCGGCUAUGUUAUCUUCCAGCGAUGAGGAAACAAGAGAGGAGCUACGUAAGAUUGGGGUAGUUCCUCCACCAGAUGAGUUUGCAAAUGGGUUGCUGGCCCAGGCACAGGGGAUACCAGUGUCAUCCGCUAAAGCUGCUCUGUCUCCUGCUACACCAGCCACACCAACACCCCAAACUCCCUUAACCCCAACAACCCCAACUGUGACAACCACCCAGCCUCAGCCUCCUCAGCCACCACCUCCACCCAGUGCAGCAGCUGUCUCAGGGAAAACUUCUGACCCUCUGGAGCCCCCACCAGUGGGCGAGGCUGGUUCUGCAGCUGACUCAGGUGUGGAGGAGGCUGACACGCGCAGCUCCAGUGACAGAGAGAGAGACCAUCAUCUUGAGACCACCAGCACCGUCUCUACAGUUUCCAGCAUGUCUACAUUGUCCUCAGAAAGUGGCGAGCCUGCUGACACGCACACCACGCACACCUCCUAUGCUGACGGGCAGACUUUUGUUCUUGACAAGCCGCCAGUGCCUCCUAAGCCUCGACUCAAAUCCCAGAUAGGAGGCAGUAAAGGCCCCGUCACCUUCAGGGACCCUUUGCUGAAGCAGAGCUCUGAUAGUGAGCUGCUGUCCCAGCAACAGGCUGCUGCACUUGCUGCUGCAGCAGCUGGUGGAACUGGGCUUCCUGCAGGUGGUUCCGCCUCAGUUACUGGUCUAGCUCCGACCAAGCCACGCUAUCUCUUCCAACGGAGGUCCAAGUURUGGGGGGAUCUGGUAGAACCUCGAGGACCGGGGGUAGGGCUAGGGAUUGGGAGUUUGGGCAAUCUUGGUGGGCUAGGACUUGGGCUAGGUGCAGAUGAGAGCACAAAACCAUCAGUUAUGGGAGAGCUCAGUUCACGUCUACAGCAGUUAAGUAAAGACACUAGGUCACUGGGUGAGGAGCCGCUGGGAGCCUCUCUUGACCCUGGGAGAAAGUCACCUGUGGCAGGUGCAAGACUUUUUAGCAGCCUAGGCGAGCUCCACACCCUUUCCCAGAGAAGUUAUGGAACCACAUACACCAUCCGCCCCGGCAGCCGCUAUCCCGUCACCAGACGCGCGCCCAGCCCCGGCUCAGGCUCACCUGAUCGGGGUGACCCCCUUGGACGAUUCUCAGGCUUCGGCCUGCCAACCUCACCAACUACACCGCCGCAAACCAUCCUCAAGUCCUCUAGUCUCAGCUUACCCCAGGAGCCUAAAGAGGUGCGCUUUGUGAUGAGGAGCUCCAGCGCACGUUCUCGCUCUCGCUCUCCGUCACCUUCCCAUUCCCCUGGCUUAGGCUCACCGCUUUUAGCCCUCCGACCCUUUCACCAAAAGCCCCUCCACCUGUGGAACAAGUACGAUGUUGGAGACUGGCUCGAGAGCAUCAACUUGGGAGAGCACAGAGCGGGGUUUCAGGAACACGAGAUCGAAGGCUCUCACCUCCCGGCUCUAACCAAGGAGGACUUUGCGGAGCUGGGAGUGACACGGGUCGGACACCGUAUGAACAUUGAGCGAGCGCUGAAACUGCUGCUGGAGAGCUGACCCUCGCCCUGAAAAAGAGCAACAGGAUAAGAAAGACACAAAGCCUGAAUUAGAUGAAAAUAAGGAAUCCACUGAAUACACUCCUCUGUUACUCCA